This is a messenger RNA of Toxotes jaculatrix (banded archerfish), 1799 nucleotides long. Its product is annotated as chromosome alignment-maintaining phosphoprotein 1-like. The transcript has 4 exons. The record is from RefSeq and is a predicted model, not a curated record. Gene Ontology annotation, biological process: attachment of mitotic spindle microtubules to kinetochore. Lineage: Eukaryota; Metazoa; Chordata; Actinopteri; Toxotidae. Bases 156 to 1388 code for a protein of 410 amino acids.
AGCAGGCUGAAGCUGCUCGGUGGAUCCGGUCCGAACAUGCAGACAUAAAACGGUUUCAGUUAUUCUCCUGAGUGAGUUUGUUGUCGGUUCCGGCUGCGCAGCUUUGUUACAGUCGAACAGAAUCGGGGGCAGAGGCAGCCUCUGUAAAAGCAGCGAUGUCCGUCAUCAUACAAACUCGUGGUGAAGUGGGCGGCGGCGUUGCGGCUCACCUGCAGUGUCCCCAGUGUGGCCAUUUCUCGAAGAGUCACGCCCACCAGCUGUCCCACAUGGCAGCCUCCCACCCCACCUGCCUGGACGCCGUGACGGUGGGUCGCCUCGGCAACAUCCUGAUGUACCAGAGCACCGCUCGGCUGUUCCACUGCUCCAACUGCUUCUACACCAGUCGGGACUUCACCAAGCUGUACAAGCACAUCAUCUCCAAACACUGCAUGGAUGAGAGGGAGGGGGGAGGAGGUGGAGAGGCAGGAGAUGACGGGAGUGAUGGCGGAGAGAAGGAGAAGACAGGGGAGGAAGGUGAGGAGGAGGAGAAGGAGGAAGGGAAGGAUGCUCUUAAAGGAAAGAGUCAUUGUGAGGCUGAUGAGGAAGAGGAAGGGGAGGGAAAUGAUGAAAAUGGCGCCCCACAGAGUCAGGGGUCAGUUAAACCCAAUGGUGAAGGAGAUGAAAGCGUUCUGAUGUUUGACGGUGCCGGUUACCGCUGCCUCAUCUGCGGCUGGAAGAACAAGCUGAAAGCUCUGGGCAUCAACCACGUGAUGAGGAAACACGACAUCCCCAAAGCGUACGCCUCCCAGGCCGUCAGACGAGACGCCGCCACGCCCAAACAGACACAGAGCAGCGGUGUGGAGGAGGAGGAGAUGGCUGGGCUGAGUGGAGAGCUUCUGAAGGAGGAGAUGGAGGCCACAGCCAAGGUGGUCCGGUUCAUCUCUAGCCGCUUUGUCUGCCUCAUCUGUGGCUGGAAGACCAAACUCAAAGGUUUUGCCAUCAGUCACGUGGUGCGCAGCCACGACGUGGAGCGUCCGUACAGCUGCAAGGACUGCAAACGCUCCUUCUUCCUGCCCAGCCGGCUGCAGCAGCACGUCAGAGCGGCUCACCGGCCCGGACGCUACGCCUGCCCCUUCUGCUGCUUCAGGUCCCACUACCUGGGAGGGUUCAGAAGGCACUGCAGCCGCUGCAACGCCCGGGAGCAGGAGGAAGGGGGAGGCGGAGGAGGAGAGGGUGGAGGAGGAGGAGGAGAAGGAGGAGGAGGAGGAGAGGACGAUGAAGGGGAAGGGGAGGAAAUCGAGGAGGAGGAGGAGGGAGACGAGAGUAAGGAGUCGAGAGGGGGGAGGAAACGACGGAGAGCAGCGAAGGUGACAGGAGAAGAGGAUGAAGAGGAUGAGGACGAUGAAUGAAUGAGUGGAGAGUUAUUCAGGAACCCCAGACCUCCAGGGGCCCCAGAAACCCUCUGCUUACUCCACAUCAUUUGGGUCUACAUAGUUUGAUUCAUUGCAAAUUUGCCAAUAUCAGCUAUGACACAGGACCAGGACCACAUCCUCCAUGAUGGGGUCCUGGUCCUGUAGAGUCAGCAUCUGGUCUUAAGACCUUUUAAGAACUUUUUUUUAGUUUAAAUUUGCUGCUCAUUUGUUGUAAAGUUGUUUUUUUUUUCAGUGUGUCAGUAAUGAACCGUCAGAAAACCUCAUCACAGUCGUGUCACAGGACGAACUGUGAGGCUGCAACCAACACACCUGACAGGUGUUUACUCUGACCACAGGUACAAACAGCAUUAUUCCCUGAAGUGAACAUAUUUUAACGGACCGGAAGAG